Rubroshorea leprosula is the source of this 657-nucleotide messenger RNA. The record is from the annotation of a GenBank genome assembly. NCBI's taxonomy places the organism in Eukaryota, Viridiplantae, Streptophyta, Magnoliopsida, Malvales, Dipterocarpaceae.
UACUGAUUACACAAAGCUACUCUCUUUGUUCUACACCGCAAAGACAAUGAAUAGUCUGUUUUCCAAUUUUUCUAAACCUUGUCAAAACAUGCGUUGCGGUUUGAAUGUGAACAUUCAAUCCUCAAAUUGGUAUAGUGAUUUAAAGCAAAUUCUAAAAUCAAUCAAAGGUAUAAAGUACAUUAUAGAUGCUGAAAAAGGAACUGCCAUUGUUGAAGGAAGAGUGAAUCCCAACACAAUUCUGACCAAGCUGGAGAAUUUAAAAGAAAAUACCAUUACACUGGCCUGGAUUGAGACAGGAAACCAGAAGAUUUGCUUUUCCGGCUAUGAAACCUAUCAAUAUCAUCAUCGAUACCCUUAUCAUGGCGGUGGUUAUUGGCCGCCAGGCAAUAGCUUAUAUGAUCCUUAUUAUUGCAGCAGCAGCAGCUAUGGCUCUGUGGCACCAUGUUAUGAACCCUAUGGCUACUGGCCCAUUACUUCUGGCUGGAGAUACUAAUUAGACUUCUUAGGUAUAUGUAUUUUCAUAGACAAAUAGGGUUUUUUUGAUCUAUUUUGUCUAUGGUUAUGGAGACUUAAUUUGCAUUUUAUUGAAACUUUAAUUUUUGUGUUAUGUGUUGGAGUAUAUUUUUGUAUUUCCAAUAAUAAAAUUUUCCUUUGAAU